AGCGCAGUUUCGUUGACCACAUGGCGGCAAUUCAAUUACAAACGCCUGUGCAUGAAUCCAAUAAAAGCACAGGCAAUUGAUUGGGAAAGCUGUUUCAGAAAGUUACGAAGUGAGCAACGGUGAGCUGCGGGCUAGAAUAUCAUGGAAAAGGAAGGUCACCUGGAGCUGUCUUCACUUUCGAGACAGCUGUCUGAUAUUUUCGCUGAAGACUCAGACAAUGAAAAAGAUAGAACUUUUCAUGGAUUUUGCGACGAUGAAAUUAGUGAUCUCGACAAUGAUAAGUGCUUGGACAGUGACGACUGCUCCGAGAACUCCUCUCCAAAACAAUCACCACCGCCCAGCCAGCGUUUCACGCUGAGAGUGGCCCUUCGCCCUCGAACCCGCGCCAACCAACGGGAGGAGACUAAACUGAGAGAUGCUAAAAAGGAGAAGGAAUCAGGAGGAGGAAAUGACAUUCCUCUUAUCCAACCGACACUGCCAUCAAACUCUGACUCUGAGAAUGACUUCCCCCAAUCGUUUCUGGAGAAGAGGGCAUUGAACAUCAAAUCCAACAAAGCCAUGUUGGCCCAGCUAAUGGCCGACCUGCAGAAGAUGCCUGAUUCGCUACUGAAGACUCCGGGAGGCCGGCAGAAGCGUCCGAAUGCUGUGAGCUCACCGCACGUCCACGUUUUUUCGGUUCAGCGCGCUCCUCGGACCUCCCUGGCCCCCAGUGAAAGCCGGCGGAACCCUGAGAGGACCUCGCGAAGGCACACCCGCUCCAUGGGGGGGUGUGUGGACCCCAUUAAAGACGAGGAGCUGGAGAUGAGCCUGGAGGAGGAACUGCUGGAGGUGCGGCGGGCCCCCCGUCGCCGUGGCAGCCCGCGGCCCAAUCCGAGCAGGCCCCACGUGGUGCGGCCCGUGGAGGACGUGACCCAGGAGGAGCUGGAGCUGGUGGCCGACAGCCUGGUGGGCAAAGUGUACAACAGCGCCACUGGCUCCACGUGCCACCAGUGCCGACAGAAAACCGUGGAUACCAAGACCUGUUGCCGUGACGAGGGUUGCCGAGGGAUCCAGGGCCAGUUCUGCGGACCGUGCCUGAGGAACCGAUACGGAGAGGACGUCCGGACCGCCCUGCUCGACCCCCCCUACGGCUCAUCCGCCGAUGCGCCGUAUCGAUGCGUCCUGAUUGGUCCGCUUGCCCUCCUCGCAGGCCUGGCGCUGCCCGCCCUGCCGCGGGAUCUGCAACUGCAGCUUCUGCCGCCAGCGGGACGGCCGCUGCCCGACGGGGAUCCUGUUCCCGCUGGCACAGUACCACGGCUUCUCCGACGUCCACUCCUACCUCAGCAGUCUUCGUCAAAAACUGAAAACUGAAGAUGAGGACGAGUAACUGAAGCUGAAGUUAUGGAGAAUCUCCACUUCCCCUUUCUGACCAGCUGGUGGCACUGUUCUGUUUUUAUUUUUUUGUUGUUUUUUAAUACCUGCUUUCAACCCAUUUAAAUAAAUAUGACUUAUUAAA
Molecule: messenger RNA, 1495 nt
Organism: Anguilla rostrata (American eel)
Lineage: Eukaryota; Metazoa; Chordata; Actinopteri; Anguilliformes; Anguillidae
Product: cell division cycle-associated protein 7-like
Exons: 9
Coding region: 142-1350 (402 amino acids)
Biological process (GO): regulation of DNA-templated transcription
Cellular component (GO): nucleus
Source: RefSeq, a predicted model, not a curated record